This is a messenger RNA of Echinostoma caproni, 438 nucleotides long. NCBI's taxonomy places the organism in Eukaryota, Metazoa, Platyhelminthes, Trematoda, Plagiorchiida, Echinostomatidae. The record is from the annotation of a GenBank genome assembly.
AUGCUUUCUGUUUUCAUUUCCCCAGUCGAAUGCGAUGGUGCUCAGUGGGAUUCACUUCUAGAACGUGUGUCGGACGAGAUCGCAAACAAUACUAUUCGAAUCGCCCAGCAACCAUCGUUCCGUGAAGGAGACCACUGUCAACCCGGAUUACUCUCUGUCGGUCCCAUUUUCCUCGAAGUCAAAUCCACCGCAGGAAGCACAACCUCAGAUCCAAACACAGAUCUGUUCGAGAUUUCCUUGUCCGAAUUAAUGUGUGCGGCUCAGCACACAUGGCGUUAUCAUUUGAUCCGUGUGAUUUGGGAUCGGAAUACAGACGGUUCACCCCAGCUGGCGGUUGCUCCACGGAUUGUGCAUGUGCCGGAUCUGGCAACGGAACUACGUCAGCAUUCACCUGUUCUCAAACUGUGUUGUGCUAUGUUGCGUACCAAUCUCUCCUAA